Molecule: messenger RNA, 522 nt
Organism: Protobothrops mucrosquamatus (brown spotted pit viper)
Lineage: Eukaryota; Metazoa; Chordata; Lepidosauria; Squamata; Viperidae
Product: ninein-like protein
Exons: 4
Biological process (GO): microtubule anchoring at centrosome
Cellular component (GO): centrosome
Molecular function (GO): calcium ion binding
Source: RefSeq, a predicted model, not a curated record
GAACUUGAAGAAUUAUUUUACAAGUUGGAUAGUGAUGGAGAUGGCAGAGUAAGCUUAAAGGAAUUCCAGCAUGGCUUAUUCAGCCAUAUCUGCAUUCCUUGUCCUUUUUCUUCCACACCACUUAAAUCAAAAAUGCAAAGAUCACACACUAAUCAGAUUUUGAAAGACAAUGGACAACAAACCGCAACUCCAUCUUUUUUAUCUAACUCAGCGGCUUUGAAUCUUUUCUCCAGCAUUAACGAUGGCAGUGGUUUUGCAAGUGUGGAGCAAGUUGUCUCCAUCUGGGCCUGGGAAGGGGUUGAAAACUGCAAAGAGAUUUUAAAGAGUCUUGAUUUUAAUGUGGAGGAAAGAGUGAACCUUCUAGAGCUCUCUAUGAUCCUUGAUGAUGAAUUAAUUGCUUCCAAGAAUGGACUUCAGCAGGCAGCUGUUGCCUCUUAUAAGCAUGAACUUCAUCAUCUACAAACACAACUGGAACGGAUUUUCAGUGAGAGAAAUAAAGCAAGAGCUGAUCUGGAAAAGACU